GCACGAAGACCAAAAAGGGAAAAUUAAAAGAAAGAAUGAACGGACAAGGACAUCCGGUGGGACUGGGCGCUCUGCUCGCAUGAUAGGCUCCGUCGUGAAAAAGAUAAGAACCAGAAAUGUGUCUCUUACGUAGUACUACUUUCUGGAGGGGAAACCGCGAUGCCGUUGCGAUUCCGGUUUUUCCUGGGGGGGCGGAAGAGAUUCGGCUUCGGCUCCUCUUGUGUCUCUGAUGUUGUGUGUGCUUGUUGCUACUAUGCUAUAUGGCGUGUUCUUUCGAGCUUAAGUGCCCCAGCUCUCAUGCAAUGUCUGUCAUGCGACCAUGAGCAAAACCUCGUUCCCACUGUUUCCAUAUGUUCUGUAGACCUAGAUGUAGUGAAUACCAGUAGCUCGUAUGGUUAUAGUAUACUAUACUACAUAUACUAUACUCCGCCUGCCCUGUGCACCAACUUCCCCAUACAACAAAUAUCCCGCCAAUCGAUGUACAUCAACAUCAGCAAAUCAAUAUCCAUAUCGAUAACAACAGCAGCGAUACCCACUCCGCAAUGCAAGAUCAAGAUCGAGAUAAAAGAACUUUUAGACACCGCCAGCCCAUACAGUACAACCAACCAAUGAUACAACCCCAGACAAUAAAGUACUAGCUAGACACGCUAAACCAUCAGCAGCAUAGAACUAAGACAACCUUAGAAACGGCACACAAAACACACAACACAAAAUUAAUGUGCAACAGACGCGCUAAACAGCAGCCGUGUCCUGGUCGCGUGUCGCGUAGAGUCGGAACUGCACGAAGAUGGUCACGUCCUCGACCAUGGUGCCGAGCGAGCCAAUCAGCCAUGGGACAUUGGUCACAAUAUAGUUCCUUUUUGUGGAGUGGCAGAUGAUCUAUAAAAAG
Molecule: messenger RNA, 889 nt
Organism: Aspergillus eucalypticola CBS 122712
Lineage: Eukaryota; Fungi; Ascomycota; Eurotiomycetes; Eurotiales; Aspergillaceae
Exons: 1
Coding region: 160-612 (150 amino acids)
Source: RefSeq, a predicted model, not a curated record